AUGUCCACCAAUCCAGAUAACAUCGACGUGCUUAACUCGCAGAUCCGUCUGGAUGAUCGAGAGCUCUACGUGUCUGCACAGGCCAAACUUGACAACACCUGGACGUUCGAGAUUGUUCCAGACUACUUCAAACAACUGAGUCCAGACACUGACGAGACCAGAUUUAACUACUUCAAAGAACACUUUGGAAAGUUAAAGCCAUGGACAGAGAUUUUGGAAGACCUCAGAUCACUUAAUAAGGAUGCCUCAGGCACUGGUGUGGUAUACAAGGUGCUCUUCCUUGGUCGUCACGGUCAAGGUUUCCAUAACUUGGCCAACUUGAAAUAUGGUGAGAAAGCAUGGAAUGAGUACUGGCUGAAGAUAUGUGGCGACGGCGAGAUCGUUUGGGCUCCAGAUCCAGAACUUACGGACUUGGGAGUCGCCCAGGCCAAGGACAAUCACCACCAGUUGAAGAUUGAGUUGCAUGACGGCCUUCGGUUGCCUUCUAAGUGGUAUACGUCGCCAUUCCGUAGAUCGGUCGACACUUUGAUUGGCACUUGGGACGGAAUCGUCGAUUUGAACGAUGUGAAGCCACUUAUCAUGGAGGACUUGCGGGAGACCAUCGGUGUUCAUCUAUGUGAUAAAAGGUCCACCAGAUCGGUAAUUGCUGACAAGUAUGAGGGACGUGGGUUUGUCAUUGAAAAUUCUUUUGAGGAAGAAGAUGUUUAUUUCAAGACGGAUUAUAGAGAGAAGGUGUGGGAACAGGCACUCAGACAGAACCGUCUGUUUCAGUACAUUUUCGAGACCACCGACGUCAACGACGACAUCAUCAGUGUGACCUCACAUUCGGGAUCAAUCCGGACCCAGCUCAUGGUUUUGGGUCAUCGUCCUUUUGCCAUUGGAACGGGAGGAAUGAUCCCAGUAUUUGUGAAGGCCACUAGAAAGACUUAG
Molecule: messenger RNA, 930 nt
Organism: Sungouiella intermedia
Lineage: Eukaryota; Fungi; Ascomycota; Pichiomycetes; Serinales; Metschnikowiaceae
Source: the annotation of a GenBank genome assembly